CAGAGCGUCGCUGUUGAGGCCCGGAUACAUUUCUAAAAUAGCAGCAACAAUGGCGGCCACCUGUACGUGGAAACCAUGUGAAGAUACCGGGGAAGAAAAAGCCAUUAUUGUAAAAUUUUCCAACGGACAGAUGAAAAGCACCGAUCAGCUGAACUUCAAGCUUUUCAAACACCGUGAUGGGACCAACCCGAGAAAGAAAAACCAGCGCAUGGUGGUUGCAGAAUCGGACCGGAUGUCGUAUGUCGGGAGCAACUUCGGCCCAGGCUCGUUACAGUGCAACAACAUUUGCAAUUAUUUCGUGGGUGUCUUGGACAAAGAGACCAUGCAGAUGAAGGUGCAACGUGCUCAGCUUUUCAACCUUCAGCCCAUCAUACCAGGAGAAACAACAGCAAAUGCCGAGGAAAAUGAGAGCAAAACCUACAGAGAGAAGUUGGACUCUCUCAUCGAGGCGUUCGGCACGACGAAGCAGAAGCGCGCUCUGAGUUCUAGACGGCUGAACGAGGUCGGCAGCGACACGCUGCAGAAAGCCGUGGCUCACGCUGCCAGCAACAUCAUAGACCAGAAAGGACUGGAAGUAUUACAGCAAGAAGUGGCAGAUUCACAGGCUCUAACUGAAUCCAGUCUCUUCCUCCCGCCCUGUAACAAGAACGCAGAUAAACGUGAGGACGUUUACCCCUUCGAUGACCUGCUCUCUCCGGCCGAGUUUAACUCCCUCAAGGAGCUUGGUGAGAAAAUGGCGGGACUUACUUCUGAAGACCAGCUGACCAAAGAUGGCUUCUUUCCCGAGACCGCGAAGGAGAUUUUGAAAUGCCUUCACCAAGAGGGUGAAGACCGAGACAGACAAGCACGCUGUGCCUGGUACCUGUGCUUCCUCAUCAGACUUGCACAAAUGAAAAAACUGGACCGCAAACUUGGUGAGAACGAAUGUCCACAAGUCCUCUUCAGGAAAGUGCAGAAGACCUUCACAGUGGAGAGUUUUGAUAAAGGAAGACUGAAGAAUAUAGUGACCACCUCUUCAGUCAUUAAGAUCGCAUCCCACUGUCUUGCUUUGCUGCUUCAUAUCGGAGACCUGAAAGUAGACCUCACACUCUUACACAGAGACCUGUCCAUCACCGAAACCAAGAUGCUGGAGGUGGCAAAGGCCAUGGGGCUCACGCUUUCCCGCCAGUCCUUCCACAGCUUGGAGGAGGCAGGGCUACAGGAUGACCACAAGAUGGCCUCACUGGUGCUCCCACUCGUACGCUACGAACGACGCAUGGAGAGCCGAAAACGCAAGAAAAUGAAAUGAGUGGAAUCAAUGAAUUAUACAUUUUAUAUAUGUCAGUUGAUGGUUAGUCAAAUGUAGCCCAAAUUCAGUUCUUACUGUUAAGAGAAAAAGAGUGAAAUAAACUUCCCAUAAGGAUGCCAGUGUGGCAGUUAACAGAAAAUCAAGUUUAAACAUUCUUACUUUGAAAGUGUAUGUAUGUCUAUUAGCAUGCUACAUAUGAUAUGCCAAAUAUAAUCACACAUUUCCCUCAAAAGACGUGCUCCGAUAACUCCAUACACACUUCCAUUAAAUGUCUGGAAGACUUCAGGUGGGGAGAAACAUGAGUGAGUGACUUCUUUUUGUUUGUUUGUUUGUUUGUUUGUUUGUUUGUUUGUUUGGUAAUGAGCUUGAACCUGUCCAUGUUGUGAAUAAAAAUCAAGAGUCAUUUUCUUGUAA
Messenger RNA from Ictalurus punctatus (channel catfish), 1702 nucleotides. It is a transcript of the gene polr1e, whose product is annotated as RNA polymerase I subunit E. Gene Ontology annotation, cellular component: RNA polymerase I complex. The record is from RefSeq and is a predicted model, not a curated record. The transcript is spliced from 12 exons. NCBI's taxonomy places the organism in Eukaryota, Metazoa, Chordata, Actinopteri, Siluriformes, Ictaluridae. Bases 50 to 1288 code for a protein of 412 amino acids. Gene Ontology annotation, biological process: transcription elongation by RNA polymerase I; nucleolar large rRNA transcription by RNA polymerase I; RNA polymerase I preinitiation complex assembly. Gene Ontology annotation, molecular function: DNA binding.